Messenger RNA from Trichoderma harzianum CBS 226.95, 1035 nucleotides. RefSeq lists its product as hypothetical. The transcript has 2 exons. Lineage: Eukaryota; Fungi; Ascomycota; Sordariomycetes; Hypocreales; Hypocreaceae. The record is from RefSeq and is a predicted model, not a curated record. The coding region runs from base 1 to 1035 and encodes 344 amino acids.
AUGACAUCUUCCAAAGAGCUGCCCCCGUUCACCUCUCCAUUUUUCCCCAACUUAUUUAUCAAGAAUCAAUUCUUCACCAAACCUCGAUUUCCUCCUCAAAGCACAAAUCUUUCCGACAAAGUUGCCAUUGUCACAGGUUCCAAUACCGGCUUGGGUUUGGAAUGUGCUCGUCAAUUGCUUUCUCAUAAGCUUUCACGCCUGAUUAUUGCUGUCAGAUCUUCAGCAAAAGGCGAGGCUGCAGCCUCUAGUCUUCGGAAACAGUUUCCCAAAUCCAGCAUUGAGGUAUGGCAGCUGGAUAUGUCUUCCUACGACUCUGUCCAAGCUUUUGCAGCGCGACUUGAUAAGGAACUGUCUCGACUCGACGUUGCCAUCUUGAACGCGGGAAUGGGAAGAGCGGCUUUUGGUACUUCACCAGAUACCGGACAUGAGGAGAAUGUACAGGUCAACUAUCUGUCCACGAUGUUGUUAUCGAUUCUUCUUCUCCCCAUACUGAAGAAGAAAUCGCCGGUAGGAUUUCCCGGACGAUUGACAAUAGUUACGUCAAUGCUCUCAAUCACUGCCAAAUUCGCAGUAAAAAGCGAGGUUCCUCUUCUUCCUGCAUUUGACAGAGCCGAUUUGUUCGAUCCUCUUGAUAAUUAUCCAACCUCAAAGCUCUUGGGUCAGUUAUUCAUAUGGAAACUCACAGAUAUGGUAUCGGCAGAUGAUGUCGUUGUAAAUCUUGUCGAACCAGGAUUUGUCAAAGGAACAGAAUUGCAACGCGAUAUCGGGGGCGCAACAAGGAUUAUACUUAAUCUCUUCAAGUCCAUCAGCGCUCGAUCUGUAAAGGUCGGUGCCUCAACAUAUAUGGAUGCAGCGAUCGUUAAAGGGAAGGAAUCGCAUGGCUGUGUCAUUAUGAACUGGACCAUUGCACCGUACGCACCUUUCCAAUAUACUGCUGAAGGCAAGGAGAUCAUGAAGAGAUUGUGGGAAGAGACUUUAAAUGAGUUUAAGUUUAUUGAUGUCAAUAGCAUCCUGGGAUCUUUAAAGACGGUUUAG